Messenger RNA from Cavia porcellus (domestic guinea pig), 2633 nucleotides. It is a transcript of the gene Vps4a, whose product is annotated as vacuolar protein sorting 4 homolog A. Gene Ontology annotation, biological process: vacuole organization; endosomal transport. NCBI's taxonomy places the organism in Eukaryota, Metazoa, Chordata, Mammalia, Rodentia, Caviidae. The record is from RefSeq and is a predicted model, not a curated record. The transcript is spliced from 12 exons. Gene Ontology annotation, molecular function: ATP hydrolysis activity; ATP binding. The coding region runs from base 188 to 1501 and encodes 437 amino acids.
GCCCGACCGCUCUGGGCCGCGCGCCUCGCUCGUCCCGAGACACGGCUCCGGCUGCUAGCAGCUUCUCUGCCCGCGCCCAGCGCCCACCCACCGGGCUCCCCGUGCCGAACCCAGCACCUCGGCUCCCCGGGGCCGGACCGAGGCCGCCAGCAGUGCUGCGGGGUGUGGGGCGGACCCAGGAGAUGAAAUGACAACGUCAACCCUCCAGAAAGCCAUUGAUCUGGUGACGAAAGCAACAGAGGAGGACAAAGCCAAGAACUACGAGGAGGCGCUGCGGCUGUACCAGCAUGCCGUGGAGUACUUCCUGCACGCCAUCAAAUAUGAGGCUCACAAUGACAAGGCCAAGGAGAGCAUUCGAGCCAAGUGCAUGCAGUACCUAGACCGGGCGGAGAAGCUGAAGGAUUAUUUAAAAAACAAAGAAAAACACAGCAAGAAGCCAGUGAAGGAGAAUCAGAGUGAGGGCAAGGGCAGUGACAGUGACAGUGAAGGGGAUAAUCCAGAGAAGAAGAAGCUGCAGGAGCAACUGAUGGGUGCCGUUGUGAUGGAGAAGCCCAACAUACGGUGGAAUGAUGUGGCGGGGCUGGAGGGGGCCAAGGAGGCCCUCAAAGAAGCUGUCAUUUUGCCGAUUAAAUUCCCACACUUGUUCACAGGCAAGCGUACCCCUUGGCGGGGGAUACUGCUCUUUGGACCCCCUGGCACAGGGAAAUCCUAUCUGGCCAAAGCCGUGGCAACAGAGGCCAACAACUCCACCUUCUUCUCUGUGUCCUCCUCUGAUUUGAUGUCUAAGUGGUUGGGGGAGAGUGAGAAGCUUGUGAAGAACCUCUUUGAGCUGGCCAGGCAGCACAAGCCCUCCAUCAUCUUCAUCGACGAGGUGGACUCCCUCUGUGGGUCCCGAAAUGAGAACGAGAGCGAGGCUGCCCGGAGGAUCAAAACAGAGUUCCUGGUCCAGAUGCAGGGGGUGGGGAACAACAAUGAUGGGACUCUGGUUCUCGGUGCCACAAACAUCCCCUGGGUGUUGGACUCAGCCAUCAGAAGGAGGUUUGAAAAGCGCAUUUACAUCCCAUUGCCUGAGGAAGCCGCCCGUGCCCAGAUGUUCCGGUUGCAUCUGGGGAGCACUCCCCACAACCUCACAGAUGCCAACAUCCACGAGCUGGCCCGGAAAACAGAAGGCUACUCGGGCGCAGACAUCAGCAUCAUCGUGCGGGACUCCCUCAUGCAGCCUGUCAGAAAAGUUCAGUCAGCAACGCACUUCAAGAAGGUCUGUGGCCCUUCCCGCACUAACCCUAGCAUUAUGAUAGAUGACCUCCUGACUCCGUGCUCGCCAGGGGACCCAGGGGCCAUAGAGAUGACCUGGAUGGAUGUCCCCAGUGACAAACUCUUAGAGCCUGUGGUUUGCAUGUCUGACAUGCUCCGGUCUUUGGCUACCACCCGGCCCACGGUGAAUGCAGAUGACCUCCUGAAAGUGAAGAAAUUCUCAGAGGACUUUGGACAGGAGAGUUAAAAGCUUCUUCAUAUGGGCGAUGGUGAAGUAGGAAGAUCCACUACUAAGGCUGAACUGUCCUGAGAUGGAAGCUAUGAGCUUUGGAAUGCCAGCACACAACCUAUCACCAUCUGUUAAAGCUACUAAUAUGGGCAGAGGAACAUCCUUUCUCUGAAAGUCACUUCUCUACCAGGGGACUCUUCUGAACUUCUGCCUGCACUGGCUUUCACUGCAGAAGUGGAAUUUUGAAAUUUCCCAUUAGCUUGAUGUUGCAGCUUCUGUGGCUGAUAAGUACUGUACCUAUGUGGGAUGGUACUUUCUUUGGGUGGUGAUAAGUACUUUCGUUACUGGAAAUGCAAAGGUUAGUUGCUGCUGAUCAACACCACAAAGGCGCCGCUAAGGGGAACCUGUGAAAGCUAUAAGGAAGCAGUAGUAUGUAGGAAGAAGCCAAAGGAGCCUCUGAAGACACCAAGAGAAAAACAGCUUGACCGAUCUUCACAUAAAGACCUUGUUUUUUUCAUCAAAAAAAAAAAGCUUUCUAUAAACUUCUCUGAGGGCUGAGUCUCCAGCUCCUCUCCAAAGUCCACCUGUAGCUUGAAUGAUUUCUGCUUGCCCAGUGUGCCUCAGAGAAAGGUACAGAGGAGAAAGGGUCUCCCCUGGACUGCUGUUUAAAUCCCUUCUCUCUGAGCAACUUGGACUUCUUCCGGUUCUCAUUUACCAUGAUUCAGGAGACCGUUCUGCAAGCAGACCAGCUUCGUGGCUGGCAUUGCAGCUUUGCUGUAGUGUGUACUCAGCACACGUAAGGCCAAGGUUUCAUGCCCAGCACCAAAAAAGAAAAAACUGCUCCUCAGUCUCCAUUUAAAGAUAAAAGUAAGACUUCUGGAGUUCCUUAAAGCCAAACACUAUUCAGUAAAUACCUAUGGUGAGCAGUAAGCACCAGGUCUACUUCUGUCCUGUGAAAGGAAGGGGCUCAUUGUUGUCUAUUGGUUGCCACCCCACUUCUGCUCCAUGGCCUUGGCCCGAGAAAUGAGCCAAGUACCAGCUGCCCAAGAGAUUUCGAUCUUUCCCAAGUUGGAACUGUAUCUGAGCCUGAUAAAACAUGUAGGUACUUAUUUACAUUAAUGCUGUCAUUAAAUACUUCCUUGAACUGGGA